CCCCGCGUUGCUGUAGGAGUGUUCGCGUCGCUGCAGCUCUCAGCACACCCCGAGUCUGGUGUUGCGGCGCCCGCCUUAGCCAGGCUCAGUAUCUGGCAGCAAUUCUGGCGCAGUCAUUUGUGGUCCAUGGCUCUUGUGAUAUGCCGAAGAUUUCCAGGCAGUUUCUGUGGAACAGCUCCCCGUCCAGCUCUAAUCAAGCACCGUUUAAACAAGAAAUUGCCUGGUCAAACCUGUGCGGACUGUGCUCUCAGUAUUGACACCAGAAUGGCAGCCACUCUCAGGUUGUUAAAGCCUUUAGAAUACCGAGCAUUUUGCAGUCCUUUUGCCUCCAGUUCAAUCCCAAGUGUGGCAUAUUGGAAUGUGGGAAGCAACACAAGGCACCAGGGACAGGACUCUCCCGAACACACUGGCCCCCACCAGCCUAGCAGAAAAGUUAAGAACAUUUGUAGCACCUCCUCUUCUCGGAAGAUCCUCACAACGAGCCGAGCCCUCCUGGGUCUGGAAUUCAGCAAGGCUUCUACCUCCAAGGCCAGCACGUUGCAGCCAGGCUCACCGAGGGCCAGGAGAAUGGAUGAAGAAGAUGUAGAAGUUUUUGACACCCUUGAAAGCACCCGAGUUUUUCUGCAGCUGAGACCAGAGUACCAGCUUCACAGCUACCACAGGGCUAAGACUUGUCAGCCCCUGACUGUUUCAGAAGGAGAACUAAUUUUACGUGAAGUCGCAGUUUAUCAAAACAAUCUCCAGCCUCAAAUCAUUGUGGAUUAUUUCUGCAAACUGAGCACUUUGCCUGCAGAGCAGCGGCCUCUUUUGCUGUCCAGUACCAGCUUUGCAUUGCUCUGCCAACUGAGUGUGAAAAACAUAUGGCUCUUUAAGACCCCGGAUCUGAUCAGUAUUUUGAAAGCCUUUGUCAGUUUAGGAGUCUCUCACUCCCAUCCAAUGCUAGAUGUGUAUGAAACCAGAUUUUGCCAUCAGGUGUGGGAGAUGAAUCUGGAUCAGCUCCUUCUGGUAGCUGAUCUGUGGCGGUACUUGGGUCACAGAGUACCUCGGUAUUUAAAAAUCUUUUUUAGUUAUCUUAAUUUGCACUGGAAAGAUCUAUCUUUGUCUCAACUGAUUCACUUAAUUUAUAUUAUAGGUGAAAGUCGUGAGGUACCCCAGGACCUAAUGCGAAAACUGGAAUCAUUGAUCCUUAAGUAUAUCGAGUUGGUCAAUUUAGAGGAGCUUGGUACAAUCUGUUUAGGAUUCUUUAAGUCAAGUAGUAGUCUCUCUGAAUUUGCCAUGCGGAAAAUUGGAGACUUGGCUUGUGCUGACAUGCAGCAUCUGAGUAGUCACGCCUUAGUGAAUAUUCUUAAAAUGUUCCGUUUCACUCACGUGGAUCACAUAACUUUCAUGAAGCGAUUUGGAGAGAUUGCUCCUCAACGGAUUCCUUCCCUUGGAGUUCAGGGUGUCAUGCACCUGACUCUGAGCUGCUCGGCCUUGCGCAUCCUGGAUGAGAGAGUAAUGAAUGCUGUGGCUGCUUCUCUGCCUCCCAGGGUAGCACACUGUCGAAGUAAAGAUGUUGCCAAAAUUCUGUGGUCAUUUGGAACUCUGAAUUACAAGCCACCCAAUGCAGAAGAAUUUUAUUCCAGCUUGAUAAAUGAGAUUCACAGAAAGAUGCCUGAAUUCAGCCAGUACCCGGAACACCUGCUCACCUGCCUGCUGGGCCUGGCAUUUUCUGAGUACUUCCCAAUAGAGUUCAUCAAUUUUGCUCUGAGUCCAGAGUUUGUCAGGUUAGCUCAGGAGAGAAGUAAGUUUGAACUUUCUAAGGAACUGUAUACUCUCGAUGGUACAGUUGGUAUUGAGUGUCCAGACUAUAAAGGCAGUCGUCUUAGUUCUCAUUUCCAGCAAGAGGUAUCUGAAAAGCUGUGGAACUUAGCAAGAAAGGAUAUGACCUCAAAGCCUGAAUUUCUAGAAGCCCUCUUUUCACUUGAGACCAUGUUGGGUGGGCCCCAGUACAUCAGGCACCAUAUGAUUUUGCCUCACACCCGAUCUUCUGACUUAGAAGUCCAGCUUGAUGUUAACAUGAAGCCAUUGCCAUUUAACACGGAAGCCAUCCCAACUGAAGAUGUCACCAAAUUAAGGCUUAAGCGUGUAGGAGUCAUCCUUACAGAUGAUUUGAUGAAUCAGUUACUAAAAGGGAAAGUCAGAGGGCAUUUCCAGGGGGAAGCUGAGUCAGAGACUGAGCAGCAGCCCAUGAAGUUAGAGAAGGCAGCCAUACCCUUGGGGGACUCCCUUUGCAAAGUAGCCAAUAGAUCAGAGGCAGUGGAGAUGGCUGGCUUGUGCUCCCCAGUCCAUGCGCAGGCCCCACUAGUGAAACUGGCUAUUCAGUUGACAAACAAGAACCAAUAUUGCUAUGGUACCAGGGAUCUCCUUGGACUGCACAAUAUGAAGAGGCGACAGCUGGUUCGGCUUGGAUACCGCGUGGUAGAGCUACCCCACUGGGAAUGGCUCCCACUCCUGAAACGAACUCGCUUAGAAAAGCUGGCGUUCCUCCAUGAGAAAGUGUUCACGUCUGCUCUCUGAGGGCCUUCGGGGGCAUUUGUACUCACAGAAGCUAUCCGUACACACAGUACCAGCUACAGGUGGAGUGUCCCUUUCCUGAAAUCCCAACUCUCCACAGUCACACACUGGGCACUGACGUCAGGUUCAGAAUGUUUGGGAUUUUGGAGUUUGGUUUUCCAAAUUAGAGACACUCAGCUGAUAAAGUCUAUGCAAAUGUUCUAAAGUCUGAAAAAAUAUGAAAUCUGAAACACUUCUCAUCCCAAGCAUUUGAGAGAAAUGAUAUUCAACCCAUGUUACAAAACAUUUAUAAAAGGUGGAAUAUGUUUGGUAAUAAAUCUUCUAUCUUGAGGAGACUUAGUUGUGUUCUUGUCUGUGGUGGAGUGGUGCUGGUCUGUUACUGUGAAUUGUAACUUGGUGGGGUUGUACAAAUUGCUGCCAAUUUGUGCUUAUUACUCUUAGUAAAUAAUAAACAUCUUAAAAAGUCCUAUGGUCCAUGUA
Lepus europaeus (European hare) is the source of this 3036-nucleotide messenger RNA. It is a transcript of the gene FASTKD5, whose product is annotated as FAST kinase domains 5. The transcript has 2 exons. Gene Ontology annotation, biological process: regulation of mitochondrial mRNA stability; mitochondrial RNA processing. Gene Ontology annotation, molecular function: RNA binding. The record is from RefSeq and is a predicted model, not a curated record. NCBI's taxonomy places the organism in Eukaryota, Metazoa, Chordata, Mammalia, Lagomorpha, Leporidae. Gene Ontology annotation, cellular component: ribonucleoprotein granule; mitochondrial matrix. The coding region runs from base 127 to 2559 and encodes 810 amino acids.